AUGAAGGAAGUUGUUGUGGAUGUGGCACCCAAAAAGAUCAAGGGUUUGCACUUCUCCGCAUUGAGUGCGUCGGAUAUUGUCGCUCAAUCUGAGGUAGAGAUAUUCACUCGAGAUUUGUUUGAUCUUGAAAAUGGGAGGGCUCCGAAGCAAGGCGGUGCGUUAGAUUCGAAAAUGGGGGUUUCUUCAUCUCAGGCGGAGUGUUCUACAUGCCAUGGGAAUCUGGCUUCAUGUCACGGGCAUUUUGGUCAUAUUAAACUUGCGCUUCCUGUGUUUCAUAUUGGGUAUUUCAAGGCCACAAUCCAAAUUCUGCAGAGUAUUUGCAAGAACUGUGCCGCCAUUUUGCUGAGUGAAGAGGAAAAAAGACAGUUCCUUGCUGAGCUGAGACGUCCUGGCAUUGAUAACCUAAGAAGGAUGGCUACUUUGAGAAAGGUGUUAGAUCAGUGCAAGAAACAGAGGCGUUGUCUGCAUUGUGGUGCGUUGAACGGUGUUGUGAAAAAAGCAGCGACAGGAUCAGGUUCAGCUGCACUGAAAAUUAUCCAUGAUACCUUUCGCUGGGUUGGUAAGAAGUCUGCUCCUGAGAAGGAGAAAUGGAUUGGGGAUUGGAACCAGGUUCUGCAGCACAAUCCAGAAUUAGAACGGUACAUGAAACGUUCCAUGGAUAAUCUCAAUCCUUUGAAAACUUUGAAUUUGUUUAAGCAAGUCAGAGCCCAAGACUGCGAGUUACUGGGUAUUGACUCUACUGUGAAGGCUGGCAGACCGGAGACUUAUAUAUGGAGAUACCUGCCUGCUCCUCCAGUGUGUAUUCGUCCGUCAGUGAUGAUGCAAGAUUCUCCUGCUUCUAAUGAAGAUGACCUUACCGUUAAGCUGACCGAAAUCGUUUGGACUUCUUCUCUAAUCAAAGCAGGACUGGAGAAGGGUAUAUCUAUAAAUAACAUGAUGGAGCAAUGGGACUACUUACAGAUGGCUGUCGCAAUGUACAUAAAUUCUGAUUCUGUCAACCCAGCAUUGAUGCCAGGCGGUACAGGCGGUGGAAAGACGAAGCCUAUAAGAGGUUUUUGCCAAAGAUUGAAGGGUAAGCAGGGGAGAUUCAGAGGUAACUUGUCUGGUAAACGUGUGGAUUUUUCGGGUAGAACUGUUAUUUCACCAGACCCAAAUUUGUCCAUUGAUGAAGUGGCAGUUCCAGACCGUGUGGCUAAGGUGUUGACAUACCCGGAAAGAGUCACCCGUUAUAAUAAGCAUAAGCUGCAGCAGCUGAUAAUCAAUGGCCCAAAUGUUCAUCCGGGUGCAAAUUAUAUGCUGAAGAAGAAUGAAGACGCCAGAAGAAACUUGCGUUACGGUGAUCGCAUAAAAUUAGCUAAGAACAUACAGAUUGGAGAUGUGGUUGAAAGACAUAUUGAGGAUGGUGAUGUUGUAUUGUUUAAUAGACAGCCUUCUUUGCACAGAUUAUCAAUUUUGUCACAUUAUGCUAAGAUUCGCCCCUGGAGAACUUUCAGAUUAAAUGAGUGUGUGUGCACUCCGUAUAACGCAGAUUUUGAUGGUGAUGAAAUGAACUUGCAUGUUCCCCAAACUGAGGAGGCUCGUGCAGAGGCAAUUAAUUUGAUGGGAGUGAAGAACAAUCUAUUAACUCCCAAAUCAGGGGAACCUAUUAUUUCUGCGACGCAGGAUUUUAUUACGGGUUCAUACUUAAUCUCCCAUAAAGAUUCAUUUUUCGACCGGGCAACGUUUACUCAAUUGCUUUCAAUGAUGGCGGACGCUAAUAUGCAAUUUGAUCUACCUCCUCCUGCAAUAAUCAAGCCGUGCUACCUAUGGACCGGUAAGCAGGUAUUUUCCUUGCUAAUAAGACCAAAUAAAAAAUCGCCGGUUAUCAUAAAUUUGGAUGCUAAAAAUAAAGUCUACCUUCCACCUAAGAAUAAAAGUUUUCCAAAUGAAAUGUCAUCCAAUGACGGCUAUGUUAUUAUACGAGGGUCUGAGAUUCUAUGUGGUGUGAUGGACAAGUCUGUUUUAGGUGAUGGUAAGAAACACUCCGUAUUUUAUACAAUCCUAAGAGAUUUCGGUCCAUAUGAGGCUGCCAAAGCGAUGAAUAGAAUGGCUAAAUUAUGUGCUAGAUACCUGGGGAAUAGAGGGUUUUCUAUCGGGAUCAACGAUGUCACCCCCGGUAAGGAAUUGAAGGCGAAGAAAGAAGAGAUGGUUGAAAUCGCGUAUGCUAAAUGUGAUGAGUUAAUUGACUUAUUCAAAAGGGGAGAAUUAGAGACGCAACCAGGUUGUAAUGAAGAGCAAACCCUAGAGGCAAAAAUUGGUGGCCUUUUGUCGAAAGUUAGAGAGGAAGUUGGUGAGGUCUGUAUUAGAGAAUUGGACAAUUUGAAUGCGCCAUUGAUUAUGGCAACAUGUGGUUCUAAAGGUUCUAAUUUGAAUGUUUCUCAGAUGGUCGCCGUUGUUGGACAACAGAUCAUAUCUGGUAAUCGUGUUCCUGAUGGGUUUCAAGACCGUUCCUUGCCACAUUUUGCAAAGAACUCUAAAACACCACAAUCAAAGGGUUUUGUUAGAAGUUCUUUUUUCAGUGGCUUAUCUCCUCCGGAAUUUUUGUUUCAUGCUAUUUCUGGUCGUGAAGGUUUGGUUGAUACUGCUGUGAAAACUGCCGAAACCGGUUAUAUGUCUCGUAGGUUGAUGAAAUCUUUAGAAGAUUUGUCUUGUCAGUACGACAAUACUGUCCGGACAUCAUCUAAUGGUGUUGUUCAGUUUACUUAUGGUGGUGAUGGCCUUGAUCCAUUGAAUAUGGAAGGUAAUGCACAGCCAGUGAACUUUAACAGAUCAUGGGAUCAUGCUAACAACAUCACAUUCAACAAUGAAGAACCUGGACUAUUACCGUACCAGAUAAUGGAGACAUCAAAUAGCAUUUUAGUGCCUCUGGAAAGGCAGCUAUUGAGAUUGGAUAAUGUAGGUAAUGCAAUCAGUGCUGAUCUCGGGUCAAAUGAUGAAUAUAUUGAUCAAAAUGAUGCUGAGAGGGACUUCUACCAAUCUUUGAGGACAUAUAUGACGGCCAAGGCUCACAGACUCGCACAAAUAAGAAAGUCAAAGGGCUUGAAAUCACUUUUGGAAGAACCCGCACAAGAAUUAAAAUAUAUGGAUCUGGACGCAUCGGCGUCAACUGCAGAUUUGAACUCUAUUAAUCAACUGUGUAAAAUCAGCUACAAUUUGGUGACUACAUUUUUGAAUAUUGCAAUCUCAAAGUACCACAAAGCAAAGGUCGAACCUGGUACUGCGGUUGGAGCAAUAGGUGCACAUUCAAUUGGUGAACCGGGUACUCAAAUGACUUUGAAAACUUUCCAUUUUGCUGGUGUUGCUUCUAUGAAUAUCACUUUAGGUGUCCCGCGUAUCAAAGAAAUUAUCAAUGCUUCUAAAGUUAUCUCUACUCCUAUUAUUAAUGCUUUGUUGGUUAACGAUAAUGAUGAAAGAGCAGCACGUGUGGUUAAAGGUAGAAUUGAAAAAACUUUGCUGUCAGACGUGGUGUUCUAUAUCCAAGAUGUUUACAGAGACAAUAUGUCAUUCAUCCAGGUGAAGGUAGAUUUAUCUACCAUUGAAAAAUUACAACUUGAACUAACUAUUGAAGACAUUGCCAUCGCAAUAUCUAGAGCACCAAAGUUAAAGAUAUCUACCGGUGAUGUGUCUAUAAUUGGUAAAAACAAAAUAAAUAUCAGUGUUGGUAAUGACCUUGAAAAGGGUAAAUCUAUUUCAACACUGGUAUCCGAGCCAAAUGAAAACGAUGUGUUUUAUAGAAUGCAGCACCUCCGUCGUGCACUACCAAACAUCGUCGUCAAAGGCUUGCCAGACAUUUCCAGAGCAGUUAUCAAUAUUCUUGAAGACGGUAAGAGGGAAUUGUUGGUUGAAGGUUACGGUUUAAGAGAUGUGAUGACAACGGAUGGUGUUAUUGGUUAUAAGACGAAGACAAACCAUUUCCUAGAGGUUUUCGAAGUGUUGGGUAUCGAAGCUGCCAGGACAAGUAUUAUUGAUGAAAUUGAUUACACAAUGAGUAACCAUGGUAUGAGUGUUGAUCCUCGUCAUAUUCAAUUGCUGGGUGAUGUAAUGACAUAUAAAGGUGAGGUUUUAGGUAUUACAAGAUUCGGUUUAUCUAAGAUGAGGGAUUCUGUAUUGCAACUGGCGUCUUUUGAGAAAACAACAGAUCACCUGUUUGAUGCUGCAUUUUACAUGAAAAAAGACGCGGUUGAAGGUGUCUCAGAGUGUAUUAUUUUGGGUCAAACUAUGUCGAUUGGUACAGGUUCGUUCAAGGUUGUUAGAGGUACAAAUAUUUCCAUGGAUGAAUUGAAGCCAAAUCCAACACUUUUCGAAAAUCUAUGUAAUAACACAGCAUUGAAGGUAAGUUGA
Molecule: messenger RNA, 4380 nt
Organism: Eremothecium cymbalariae DBVPG#7215
Lineage: Eukaryota; Fungi; Ascomycota; Saccharomycetes; Saccharomycetales; Saccharomycetaceae
Gene: RPO31
Product: DNA-directed RNA polymerase III core subunit RPO31
Exons: 1
Coding region: 1-4380 (1459 amino acids)
Biological process (GO): DNA-templated transcription
Molecular function (GO): DNA binding; DNA-directed RNA polymerase activity
Source: RefSeq, a predicted model, not a curated record